This is a messenger RNA of Rhipicephalus sanguineus (brown dog tick), 1585 nucleotides long. RefSeq lists its product as uncharacterized. The transcript is spliced from 5 exons. Bases 948 to 1424 code for a protein of 158 amino acids. The record is from RefSeq and is a predicted model, not a curated record. NCBI's taxonomy places the organism in Eukaryota, Metazoa, Arthropoda, Arachnida, Ixodida, Ixodidae.
GCACCGUCAGUUGACCUGUUAGAUCGGGAAAGGGCUUUUCUGCUUGGCUAGUGGAUAGACUGGUGGCGCCACUGUGCACGGAUAUAUAGGUUGGCGUUUCCUGAAAAUAAAAAUUGUUGAAGUUAGCGCAUUGUGUUGUCCACUCUCUCAUGUCCCUGUCUCUUAGCGCUCAAUAUGUCGUCAUGUUCCGUUUACCAACAAACCAACAACAAAAAACCAACAAAAAAUGGCACUACCAAAAUACAAUACGCUUUGAAAUAUUUUACAUCACGUGCGCACAUAAAAUUUAAAAAUGAAAUUUUGAACUCAAUUUUCUCCUCUAUCAUUACACCUAUGAUGGUGAAAUAAAUUACGCUAUAGCUCUCGGAGCACAAUUUAUCAAUCUAAACAAAUUAAUUGUUUCUCUUUAGUGUCCCUUUAAUAUGUUGCACCUAACAUCAUGUUUCUUUUUAUCUCAAAUAUUUGUUUAUGUAGCAUGAACUUCAAUGAGACCACUAAGUAAUCUCUAUGUAAAUAGUCUUCCAAACUCCAAUAUGCUUAUUUGCAGGACUCUUGGAAAGUAUCCAUCCAGUACAAAUUCGGGUACAUGCGAAGAACUCUGAGUACUGUGCCUGCUGUACAGGCAGCCAAGGAGGCCUACGGAAAACGGAAACCUCAAGAUAGUGCCGUUGCUGCACAAACUAAACGGCAACACUGCGGGGUAGCAAUUUCUGUUUUUAAGUUCAUUUCAAUGUUUUACAAGUAACAUUUGCAUGUGCCUUAGCUUGCUAAUAACAGUCUACGGCUUCAUCAUCGCUUGAACAACAAGCAUCCCAUAUGAUGACCACGAUGAAGAUGUUUUAAUGGGACACUUGGAAUUCAUGUCCAAAGAGAUCUCGAGGCGUGCUCCGGACCUCCAGAAAUUGAGCGAAUCGAUGAAGCAGACACGUUCUUCAAGGAGGUCGUAGAUGAAAGAUAGACUGCCAACAACAGCUGAGAUACUUGAAAAGUAUCCCGCUUUAGGAAAUGUUGAGAUGCUUCAUGAAGAAUUUACAGCAAUAACAGGCAUCAAGAUGGAAAAAAAUCUGUUGGAAUUUUUCAACAACUUUGGACCCAGGAUUCUGGAGCUAUUAAAAACUCGCCGUUCAACAAAGGACCUGGUGAAGAAGCUCGAGGAGGAGCUUGAAGAACUGGAAGGCAAUGGCCGUAAAUAUCGAUUUGCAGUUGCCUUAAUAGAACUCCUCCCACUGCUGCUGAAAGAGAAGCCUAAAUUUCUGAAGGGCCCUGACAUCUACCCUGCUCUUCGUUUUGAGGGAACAAGUAUCAGAGAGGCCGAAGAAAUGACCGUAGUGUUUGAGGCAUUCAACAUUCUUGUCGUCGAUGUUAUAGCCGGCCUGACGGCUAUCAUGGAACUGUAUUGGGUACUAGACAUCAUGUACUCGUAGAGUAACAAAAACACCUUAACGCUCCUCGAGUACUUUUGUGGACUACCAAGUGUGCCCAGAGCACCACUACUUUUAAGGACGAUUUCGUCGAUCAAGAGUUGAUCUGACAGCAAUGUGCAAUAAGCAGAACUGAUAUAAUAAAGAUUGAAGUGUGUGGAUCA